AUGCAGAAAGCCAAGAAGCGAUUGGAAGCGAUUCUGACUAAUUACAAGUCCAUUCCACCUGGAGAUUUCAAGAAAUUGAGAAUAAUGAAAAUGGUGCAUUGUAAAAAUAACAGAAAACCUUCGUAUUUCAGAGACCUGUGUCUUAUCGAGCCUUCAUCUUCCUUCACCGAACUCUUCCGACCUGUAGAAAGCUGUGAAAUAUGCGAAGAUGUUGACGAGAUCGAAAAAAUAAAUAACGUGUCAUCGGAACACUUCGAAUGGAGAUACGUCCGAAAUUCAAGACCUGUAUUGGUGAAGGACGCCACGAAGACUUGGAAGGCAAUGCAAGCGUUCGAUUUCGAAUUUUUCAAAGAUUUAUACGGCCCAAUAGGCGAUGAUGACGACCCGACGUGUCAGUUCUUCCCCUACAAGACGGAAUUUAAGUCACUGACGGAAGCCUUGAAUAUGAGUCCUGAUAGAGCCAAAAUGAAGCAAGGUCAGAUGCCGUGGUAUAUUGGUUGGAGCAAUUGCUUCAAGAGGGGUGGCGAUAUUUUGAGGAAUUUCUACACGAAGCCCUAUUUUCUGUCUAAUAAUUCCGAAACCAUCAAUUUGAGCUGGAUCUUCAUGGGAACACCUGGGAAAGGGGCACCCCUCCACGUAGAUAAUGUGGUUUAUCCAUCUUGGCAAGCACAAAUAAGAGGACGAAAGGAAUGGUUUUUAGCCCCACCACCAGAAUGUACUCUUAAAUGUAAAUCCCACGUUAUUUUAGUGGAACCUGGAGAUAUCAUUGUGUUGGAUACAAAUAAAUGGUACCAUGAGACCAAUAUUCUCCCAGGAGAAGUAAGCAUAACUAUAGGAGCUGAGUUCGAUUAA
Molecule: messenger RNA, 852 nt
Organism: Coccinella septempunctata (seven-spotted ladybird)
Lineage: Eukaryota; Metazoa; Arthropoda; Insecta; Coleoptera; Coccinellidae
Product: F-box protein At5g06550
Exons: 4
Coding region: 1-852 (283 amino acids)
Source: RefSeq, a predicted model, not a curated record